Messenger RNA from Haliotis rubra (blacklip abalone), 2054 nucleotides. RefSeq names its product PDF receptor-like. Gene Ontology annotation, biological process: adenylate cyclase-modulating G protein-coupled receptor signaling pathway; cell surface receptor signaling pathway. The transcript has 2 exons. Gene Ontology annotation, cellular component: plasma membrane. The record is from RefSeq and is a predicted model, not a curated record. Bases 33 to 1193 code for a protein of 386 amino acids. Gene Ontology annotation, molecular function: G protein-coupled peptide receptor activity. Lineage: Eukaryota; Metazoa; Mollusca; Gastropoda; Lepetellida; Haliotidae.
CGUUCUGAAGUAUUUGAAGUUAAUGUCCAAAUAUGGAGGGAAUGAACAAACGUAUUUCUGAUGGACUCAAAAAGGCUACGGAGGAAUGUCUAAACAGCAUCAAACACCUGUACCCCAAGAGUUUUUGCAAUGCGACAUUCGAUGGCUACAUCUGUUGGCCACCUACCUUACCAGGGAUGACCAUUAGUCGACCUUGCCCUUCAGUUGACGGUUUCACGUCAACUGGUCACGCCUACAAGAAGUGUAAUAGGAAUGGCACGUGGUAUAGUCCACCGGGAAACGAAUUCGCGGUUUGGACAAAUUACACAACCUGCGUUCUGCCUGACGAGGAAGAGGAGACAACUCCCUACGUCCCUACCGCGGCAGUGCAGGAGGUGAGUAUAGAUGUCGCUGUCCUCACAAACGACCUUCUCUUCUACUUCCUGAAUUGCAUAGCCGCUCUCGCCCUCAUCAUCGCCAUCAUCAUAUUCGGAUGUUGUAUCAAGAAAUGGUCUCUACGCUAUCAGAUUCUCAUCCCGCUAUUCCUAUCAGCUCUGCUUAUCUCCCUUGUGUCCUUGACCUUCAACGUGAUGCAAUAUAUCGACGACCCGACACAAAGCGAUCGUAGCUUAUCAGAAAAUCCAACAUCUUGCAUCACAAUAACUUAUCUCAGAAGAUUCUCGGAACUUGCCACCUACUCCUGGUUGAUGGUUCUCGGAAUAAAUUACAUGAUCUGGCUAAGAAAAUGCAACCUUAACAGGGGGCGUCUCCUCCUUUCCUUCUUCUUGGGAUUCGGACUUCCGGUAAUGCUAGCUUCCGCCUGGGUUGUGGCCGUGACCUUUUUCCUUCGUAGCAACCUAGCGUGCGUGUUGUACUACCAGCUAGACAGUACCCACUGGAUCACGGAUGCCCCGAAGUUCCUCAUCAUCGCAAUUGCUCUGCUCAUGUUGUUUUUGUGUAUGUGGUGGGCAACCUGUCGUCCUCUUGUCGCCUAUGAGUGUACUGAGAUCCGUCUAGUGUUGCAGAGUGUGUGGAAGGUCGUGUUGCUCCUGCUACUUCUUGCGGCGGCGGAAGUCUACCUGACCCUGUGCUCGUAUGGUAUCGUGGAGUCGGUCUCUGUUGCGGAGACUAUUGUGAAGGGAAUUCGGCCUCUCCUCAUCGCCGUUCUCCUGUGUUUCUUGGACACGGAGACAUGGUGCUGCUGUUACUACUAGAAGGACAGUCUCCAACCAACAUUCACAACGGAGUACGUGUUCCUAAUCUUAUUUCCCAUUGUUUUAUUCAUUCAACGAAACUAAGACUGUAGGCCCUGCUGUUUUCAAUAUGAAACAUCAAUUGCAACAUUUCACAAGUAUUCGGAUCAUACGUAAGUCUUGCUGUUGUGUCCUGAAUUUAUUAUGUAUGCUAAAAGUACCUAGUUCGUUUGUUUUAAUAGAGAGGUAAAUGUUGCACACCUUCAUCACUGUGGACACAACAUUUAAAUCAGCCAUGUCAAAAACCUUACACGUUUGGAAAGCAGGUGGUACAUUGUAUUACCGACAAUCUACACAGUUAAUGUCGGAUUUUAUUUUGUACACAUGGCUUCACUUACCAUUUAAGUGUGAAAGCCGUAAGAGAUAUUAGUUGACGGGAGGUAAAAGACUGUUUGUAAUUAUGGUGUAAUCAUCAGUGCAACCAUCAAUCACAUCUUAGGAUACCCCAUAUAUCAGCAAUUGAACGUUAUAAUAGCUGAUGUUUCAGCAGUUGGUCAUUAGAAUACCCGGUGGAUGAUGCUAGAGUGUUAGGAACUUACGCUCAGUGUUGAGAACGGACGUACUGUCGGGGUAUUGACAUCCGAUUCGCGAGGCACCAAGUUUGCUUAUGGUGAAGAAACCCCUGGAGGUAGCUGAUUCACUGCCACUUGUUCACUAUUUGACAGUCAUUCAUAUAUGUAUGCUGAUGAUAUAUACUAACGGACAAAAGAAAGUAUUCACCCAUGUUUUAGGGUGGACAAAAUGGUGAGGUGAGGUGAAAUGGGGUUUAACGUCGUACUUGAGAAUAUUUUGCUCAUAUGACGACGUGAAAGCGUGUGUAUA